UCAGUCGAGGAGGUCGCCAAGCCUCGCUUAUUCUCUCGCUCAAUUAAUUUCCGCAGGAUUCCGCCCUGUAGGAUUUUUCGUAAAAGAUGAGACCAUGGGCCACUCAAGGAAUACUUCCCGGACACUAACGCCUCGCCGGGUGCACUCUCUUUGCGCGUGGAAGGACGUAAAUCGGUGGAAAUAAGGGUGAUGUUCGGCAGCGGUUGGGCAAGUGCUACAAAUCGGUCGGGAUUUAAAAUGGGAAAUGGACCUCGCAGGUGUUGCAGAAUCAAAGGCCUUGAAACACUGGCCUUUAUCGUCAUUUUAAUCAUCGCACAAUGCUGUUUUUGUCAGAGUGAACAUAUCCCACAAAACACAGAAGACAGAGCACAGAAUGAUGGUGCAAGACAUAACCAAGACAAGGUGUUGACUCCACCCCGCACGUCAAAUCCAGAAAGACAGGUGAUUCAUUCAGGAGGUAGCGUGGAGAAUGCCAAGAAAUUUUUAGGAAUCGUCGGAGCUCACUCUGGCACAAAGGGACCCACAUCCAGUCCCAGACCUGCACAAAAGGUAUUCAUUUCAGAAGACAAUAAACAUGGUGACAAGCAUCAAGGACCCAGGGUAAUUUUUGCAGAGGAUAUUCCCACGAGUGAAAGAAAACCAAAGGCAGAUAAGUCUCCAGUUGAAGUCCCUGUUGCAGAAGAGAUCAUAGAUGAGAAACCAUCAGAGAAGUCAAAAUCGAGUAGUACCAUACCAGACGACUCGGUUUCUAAAGAUGAAACACAGCUAAAAUUAACACAAGAAACACAGGAGAAGGAGGAGGAAAAACAGAAACAGAAGAAGGUGGAAAAGGAAGAGGAGAAUACAGAGGAGACAGGCAAAGAUAAGGCCUCGAGAGUCAAGUUUAUAUCUGAUAUUGAGGAAAUUACAGAAGAAAUUAUUAGUCAGAAUGAACCCGCCGAUCAAGCCCAUGAAGACGAGGAAGCUGGCAGCGCUUCUCAAGACAAGGAUUCAGGACAGCAAGACCCAAAAGAGGACAAAUCCGAGAGCAAAGACAAUGAGGAGAAAAGAGCGGAAAAAGCAACAGAAAAACGGGAGAGUGAUGAGAACAAAAAAAGUGAUGAGCCCAUGGACUUGUCAGAGAAAGCGGACCAAUAUGUAAUGUCGGCCAUUUCGAAUGACAAGGGUGAAGCUCAGAAAGAGAAGUCAGAGCAUGAAAAAAGCACUGAGGACUUCAUAGAAAUAGAGGUGCCUGAUGAGACAUCAGUAAGGGAAAUGGCAAACUUUCUGACAGAGUUACGUAGGAAAGUUCAUGAAACAGUGGAGAGUAAAAAUGUUGAUAGAGUGAGUGGCAAAAGUGAUGUUAAGGAUGCACAGGAAGUGGAGAAGGAAGUAGAAGAGGAGGAAGAGACACAAAUGGCUUUGGAUGAAAUGGACGAAAGGUGAGUACAGUCUUGGAGU
Molecule: messenger RNA, 1440 nt
Organism: Penaeus vannamei (Pacific white shrimp)
Lineage: Eukaryota; Metazoa; Arthropoda; Malacostraca; Decapoda; Penaeidae
Source: RefSeq, a predicted model, not a curated record